AAGUUCGACUUCCAAAUCUUGUGCCGUCUAUCCAACCACGUUUCGAACCUUCUCUCUCGUACAUGAGCAGGACCGGAAGCCCUGCCACAACGACGACGAAACUCAGCACAGCACAAAGUUAACAAAAAACACCGUGAGAGUGAGGAGCAAAGCCCAAAAUGGACACACGAAUCUGCACAUCCCUCGGCCUCCUCUCUCCAACUCCCCCUCCCCACCACCACCACCCCAUCGACGACUUCAACACCCUCUUCACUCACCUCAACACCCUCAUAUCCACAAGCCCGUACAAUCCCAUACCCACACAACACCAAACCAACAAAACCCUUCAAUUCGCCUCAACCACCGUCUCCAUCGACAACAAAAUCGAAAACCCACAAAAACCCACAUCCCAGCAUCGCCCCAAACCCGCCACAAAAGCCUCCCCGAAGAUCCAGACCCUCUUCAAGACCCUAACCGUCCUCGAACGCUCCGUCAUCGGCGCAGCCGCCGGUGGCAUCGCCGGCGCGUUCACCUACGUGUGCCUCCACCCCCUCGACACCGUCAAAACAAAGCUCCAGACCAAAGGGGCGUCAGAAAUCUACAGCAGCGCUUUAGACGCCGUCGGUAAGACCUUCCAGAGUAAAGGCAUCCUGGGGUUUUAUUCUGGUGUUUCUGCUGUUAUCGUGGGGUCUACUGCCUCUUCUGCUGUGUACUUCGGUACUUGUGAGUUUGGGAAAUCCGUUUUGUCCAAAUUACCCAAUUAUCCAUCCGUGUUGAUCCCUCCUACCGCCGGCGCCAUGGGCAACAUCAUCUCGUCUGCGAUCAUGGUGCCGAAGGAGUUGAUAACGCAGCGAAUGCAGGCUGGAGCGAAGGGUCGGUCUUGGGAAGUUUUGUUGAGGAUCCUAGAGAAGGAUGGGGUUUUAGGGUUGUAUGCAGGGUACUCUGCUACAUUGUUGAGGAAUUUGCCAGCUGGUGUGUUGAGUUAUUCGUCUUUCGAGUAUUUGAAAACUGUAGUGUUGUUGAGGACGAAGCAGGUACAUUUGGAGCCUGUUCAGAGUGUUUGUUGUGGUGCCUUGGCCGGGGCAAUAUCAGCGUCUUUGACUACCCCGUUGGAUGUGGUUAAGACUAGGUUGAUGACUCAAGGUCAUGGAGAGGCUGUGAAUAAGGUGGCUGCUGCUAUGGUUACCGGUGUUUCUGCUACUGUGAAGCAGAUUUUGAAGGAAGAAGGGUGGGUGGGGUUGACCCGUGGUAUGGGGCCGAGAGUGCUUUACAGUGCUUGCUUUUCGGCAAUUGGAUAUUUCGCGUUUGAGACCGCGAAAGUCUCGAUUUUGAAUCAGUAUAUUAACCACAAGGAAAUUUCUAGUGAAAUUUCUGCGGCUCCAACUUGAUUCAGUUGGUAUGAUUGUGUUUUCAGGUGUAAUGAAUUUUUAUAAUUUGCUAUUAUUAGCUAGAAUUCUGAGUUGAUAAUCACCUACACUGGCUAUGAGAAUGCAUUUUUUGUAUUGAAACGCUCACUUUAAGGCAGUUCAAUGGCAAUUGUUUGAAUUUAUUUCUA
Rhododendron vialii is the source of this 1534-nucleotide messenger RNA. Its product is annotated as protein MITOFERRINLIKE 1, chloroplastic. Bases 159 to 1367 code for a protein of 402 amino acids. The record is from RefSeq and is a predicted model, not a curated record. The transcript has a single exon. NCBI's taxonomy places the organism in Eukaryota, Viridiplantae, Streptophyta, Magnoliopsida, Ericales, Ericaceae. Gene Ontology annotation, molecular function: S-adenosyl-L-methionine transmembrane transporter activity. Gene Ontology annotation, cellular component: mitochondrial inner membrane.